Miniopterus natalensis is the source of this 3837-nucleotide messenger RNA. NCBI's taxonomy places the organism in Eukaryota, Metazoa, Chordata, Mammalia, Chiroptera, Miniopteridae. The record is from RefSeq and is a predicted model, not a curated record.
CCAAGCCCCGCCCUCCAGGCGCGGGUCCCGCCCCCGCGGGGAUGCCCGAGUGACUCACGGAGGAGGGGCGAGGGGCUCAAAGAUCCCCGGGACUGCGAGGCGAGUGUCUGAGGAUCUUCUCUGCACCACUCACGCCCUCCUCCGGCCGGGACGCCCAGGGUAGAGGCCGUCCCAGGUGAGGCCCUGCGCCGUGGGGGGACCGACGCGUCCCCGUGGGUCCGAGCUGCCUGCAGAUCAGGGCUUUCCUGACAGGUGGAAGCUUUCUCAGCAGGGGAGAGCUUUCCUCCGGGUAAGAUGCCCCCUCUGAGAUCUAUUCCCAGGUGGGAGCUUCCCCCAGGUGACAGCUUAGGACUUUCCUGGCAGGUGGAAACUUUUCCAGCUGGUGAAAGCUUCUGGCCAGGUAUAGCUAGCUCCCCCUCUAUAGCUCCUAUUUCCAGGUGAGGUCUGUUUCCAGGACAGCUCCCCCCACCCCAGGUGAGAGCCUCCCCCAGAUAAGAACUCCCUCCCCACAGAUCUGUGCCUGAGAUCACCCCCUCUUCAGGUGAGAGCCUGUGGGCAGAUCAGAGUUUCUCCCCAGGACAGAACUUACCUGGCUGGUGAAAACCUUUCUGUCAGGUGAGAGUGUCCCCCUAGGUGAGAUUGUCCUGAGAUCUGCUGCCAGGUAAGAUCUUCUCCCACUUCAGGUGGGAACUUCCCUUUCCAGAUGGAAGCCUCUCCCUCCAGGUGCGACCCCUUUCUCUCCAGAUGAGAGCCAUCCCCUGGCUUUCCCAGAUUAGGCUGAAUUUACCUACAACCUCAACCCUGAGGCUGGAGGCCCGGGGCAAUCUUAGCCCCAAUAUUUUUCUUCCCUGAGAGGGGAGGGGCUCAUUUGAAGAGGGGUGUGCCUGAAGAACUGGACUCCAGGUUUGCCGGAUCCUUCCCUGUCCGUGCUCCCAGCCAGCCAGCCAGCACUGGGCUCAUGGAGCAGCUGGAAAGGGACUCAUCCUGAACAGAGAUUGGCUGGGGGAGAUCUAGGGGCCAGGGAAGGAGGCUGGAGAGGCAGUCAGCCGGGGACCUAGACUGAUAGCAGACGCUCCAGGGUUGGAGCGUGGACUGUGCUCAUCCUGCUGUUUCUUGAUGGGGGACUUUGGCCCAGGAAGAGGUUUCUAUCAGCCAAAGUUCAGAUACUACCCCUGCCUAGGCAUGGACUUGAGGCCAGCUGGAGGUUGGACCUACCUGGAUCUUAGGGCCUAGGAACGUCAAGUGGUGACUCUGGUCCAAGGUUGAGGUGUGGGGGAGGUUGGGCCAGGGGUGCCCUCACUGCGUCUCUGCUCUCGCCGCCACAGACCAAGGGACACACAGGUCCUGCUGGCCACGACGGACGCAAUGGAGCCGAGGAGGAGAGACUACCAUGUGGAGCGGCCACUGCUGAACCAGGAACAGCUGGAGGAGCUGGGGCGCUGGGGCCCAGCAACUAGGACCCACCAGUGGCGAACCUGGUUGCACUGCUCCCGCGCCCGGGCCCGAGGCCUUCUGCUCCGACACCUCCCAGUCCUGGCCUGGCUUCCCCGGUAUCCUGUGCGAGACUGGCUCCUGGGUGACCUGCUGUCUGGAUUGAGUGUGGCCAUUAUGCAGCUACCACAGGGCCUGGCCUACGCCCUCCUGGCUGGACUGCCCCCCGUCUUUGGCCUCUACAGCUCCUUCUACCCUGUCUUUAUCUACUUCCUAUUUGGCACUUCCCGGCACAUCUCGGUGGGCACCUUUGCUGUCAUGUCUGUGAUGGUGGGCAGUGUGACAGAGUCCCUGGCUCCAGAUGAAGACUUUAUGCAGACCUUGAACUCCACAGUCGAUGUGGCGGCCAGAGAUACCGCCCGGGUGCAGCUGGCCUCCACACUUAGUGUCCUGGUGGGCCUCUUCCAGGUGGGGCUGGGCUUGGUCCACUUCGGCUUUGUGGUCACCUACCUGUCGGAGCCUCUGGUCCGCGGCUACACCACAGCGGCGUCUGUGCAAGUCUUCGUCUCGCAGCUCAAGUAUGUGUUUGGCCUCCAUCUGAGCAGCUUCUCUGGGCCACUGUCCCUCAUCUAUACAGUGCUGGAGGUCUGCUGGAAGCUGCCCCAGAGCGUUGUUGGCGCCAUGGUCACCGCACUCGUGGCAGGGGUGGUACUUGUGAUGGUGAAGCUGUUGAGUGACAAACUGAAGCAACAUCUGCCCCUGCCAAUCCCUGGGGAGCUGCUCACGCUCAUCGGGGCCACGGGUAUCUCCUACGGCGUGGGCCUGAACCACAGAUUUGGGGUGGAUGUCGUGGGCAAGAUCCCUGCAGGGUUGGUGCCCCCAGUGGCCCCCAGCCCCCAGCUGUUCGCAAAGCUUGUGGGAAAUGCCUUCGCCAUCGCUGUGGUUGGGUUCGCCAUCGCCAUCUCACUGGGGAAGAUCUUUGCCCUGAGGCAUGGCUACCGGGUGGACAGCAACCAGGAGCUGGUGGCCCUAGGCCUCUGUAACCUCAUCGGGGGCAUCUUCCAGUGCUUCCCGGUGAGCUGCUCCAUGUCUCGGAGCCUGGUCCAGGAGAGCACUGGGGGCAACACCCAGGUGGCUGGAGCCGUGUCCUCCCUCUUCAUCCUCAUUAUCAUCAUCAAACUUGGGGAGCUCUUCCAAGACCUGCCCAAGGCAGUCCUGGCAGCCAUCAUUAUCGUGAACCUGAAGGGCAUGUUGAUGCAGUUCAAGGACAUAUGCUCCCUCUGGAAGGCAAAUCGUGGGGAUCUGCUCAUCUGGUUGGUAACCUUUGUGGCCACCAUCCUGCUGAACCUGGACUUGGGCCUGGCUGUUGCAAUAGCCUUUUCCCUGCUGCUUGUGGUGGUCCGCACGCAGCUGCCCCGCUAUUCUGUUCUGGGGCAGGUUCCAGACACAGAUAUUUAUAGAGACGUGGCAGAGUACUCAGAGGCCAGGGAGGUCCCAGGCGUGAAGGUCUUCCGCUCCUCAGCCACCGUGUACUUCGCCAAUGCUGACCUCUACAGUGACGCGCUGAAGCAGAGGUGUGGCGUGGACAUCGACAAGCUCAUCUCCCGGAAGAAGAAGCUGCUCAAGAAGCAGGAGCUGAAGCUGAAGCGGCUGCAGAAGGAGAAGCUCCAGAAACAGGCUGCUGCUUCCAAUGGUACUUCCGUUGCCAUCGAUGUCAACGCCAGUGACGGAGACAUCAAGAGCAACAACAUGGAGGGCUCCAAGGCCGAGAAGGUAAUAAGCACGGAGAAAGAACCAGAGGACACAGAAGCCAGUGGUCAAGAAGAUGCCAAGGCCUCGGCGUGCACACUGAAGGCCCUGGGCCUGCCCCAGCCCGACUUCCACAGCCUUGUCCUGGACCUGGGCACCCUCUCCUUCGUGGACACUGUGUGCCUCAAGAGCCUGAAGAAUAUUUUCCGGGACUUUCGGGAGAUCGAGGUGGAGGUGUACCUGGCUGCCUGCCACACUCCCGUGGUCACCCAGAUGGAGGCCGGGCACUUCUUUGAUGCUUCCAUCACUAAGCAGCAUCUCUUUGCCUCUGUCCACGAUGCUGUCAUCUUUGCCCUCCAACACCCAAGGUCCAACCAAGUCAACCCUGUUUGGGUUACCAAACUCUGAUCAUGCUGCCGCCCUGCCUGAGACUGCCUACCUCUGAGUGUGACGGAGCACCUGUGAGAACCCCCCACUCCUGCACUGCCUCCAGAUGUCACCCGGGAGUCCCCUCCAUACACACACACACAGACAACUCAGGGAUGGAGGUCCUGGGACUCCAACACAGUGCUCUAGGCCUGGGCUCAGGCACUGGCCAGGCCAGGGGUGGUGGGGCAUGUGUGUUUGCAACUUCAGGAAUAAAGACUCUUUUCCCUA